Messenger RNA from Strongyloides ratti, 1251 nucleotides. RefSeq names its product UDP-galactose translocator. Bases 1 to 1251 code for a protein of 416 amino acids. Gene Ontology annotation, molecular function: UDP-galactose transmembrane transporter activity. NCBI's taxonomy places the organism in Eukaryota, Metazoa, Nematoda, Chromadorea, Rhabditida, Strongyloididae. Gene Ontology annotation, cellular component: Golgi membrane. The record is from RefSeq and is a predicted model, not a curated record. Gene Ontology annotation, biological process: pyrimidine nucleotide-sugar transmembrane transport. The transcript is spliced from 3 exons.
AUGAUGUCGGAAAUAAAAACAAAUGAUACUAUUCAAAAUCCUAUAUCAAUUGAAGAAAAAAUUGAAUUAAAAAAAGAAAUCCAACCUACUCAAGAAAAUGACAAUAAGGAAACUAAAAAACCAGAAUCAACUUCACAGACAGCAAAUGUCAUCAAGUAUCUGUCUUUAUUUAUAUUAGUCGCUCAAAAUGCUUUAAAUGUUUUGUUUAUGCGACAUGUACGAUCAAGACCGGGAACAACUAUGUUCCUUUCAUCUGUUUCAGUUUUUUGGGGUGAAGUUAUGAAACUUGUGAUUGGAUUUUUUUUAUUAGUUGGUGAACAAAAAGGUUUAAAAAAUGCCAUAAUAUGUUUAUAUACAAAUUUUUUUGUUGAAUAUAAAGAAUUUUUAAAAACAGCAGUACCAGCAUUAAUAUAUUCUGUUCAAAAUAUGUUGUUAUAUCAUGCCGUAUCACAUCUUGAAGCUGCAACAUUUAUGGUUACUUAUCAGUUGAAAAUUUUAACUACUGCUAUUUUUACAGUUGUAAUAUUGCGCCGCAAAUUAUCUGUUUUACAAUGGAUUUCUCUAUUAGUUUUGUUUAGUGGAGUUGUUAUUGUUCAAUAUGAUGUAAAAUUUUCAAGUUCUAAAAAGAAUGUGGCACCUAUUAAUGUUACUACAACAGCAUCACCAUUGGAAAUUACUACAGAAAAGUUAGAAGAAUUUAUUAGUUCAACGAUUGUUACUCUUCCAAAAGAGGAACGUUAUCAGAAUAGUGUUUUAGGAUUAACUUUUGUUAUAACAGCAUGUGUUUUAUCCGGAUUCGCAGGAAUUUAUUUAGAGAAAAUGUUAAAAUAUAGUAAAGUAUCACUUUGGACUAGAAAUAUUCAACUAGCAACAUUAUCAUUACCACUUCUUUUUGCAAUAACUAUGAUUAAAGACGGAGACAAGGUUAUGAAAGAUGGUUUCAUGCAAGGAUUUGAUUUGUUAGUAUGGAUAACAGUAUUAAUUAAUGCAGUCGGUGGUUUAAUUGUCGCAGUUGUUAUUAAGUAUGCAGACAAUAUUUUAAAAGGAUUUGCUACGUCUGUCGCUAUUAUAGUUAGUACAAUUGCAUCAAUUUAUCUUUUCAAUUUCAUUCCUUCAUACAUUUUUAUUAUUGGUGCUGCAUUAGUUAUAUUGGCUGUAAUUGUAUAUUCUGUCUUCCCAUACAAAUCACCACCACAAACAGCUCAGACACAACUUGAAAUGAACAAUCUUUUGAAUAAGUCAAAUGUUUAA